AUGGGAGUGUGUGUGGCUAAGCAAGCCACAGCACGAGAUGGGCAGAGCCCGGAGAAUGGUCGGAAAGCCACGUUGUCCGAUCAACUCACCAUCUCCCUGGACAGAGCCAAACAGAUGUCCUUCAACGCCGCCUCCACUCACGCUCGCUACCACAAUGGUCGCAAGCUGGAGGAGGAUUAUGAGGUGAACUUCAAGAAGGUGCUGGGGGAAGGCUGCAGUGGCUUAGUCGUCAUGGCCAAAGGCCGCCACGAUGGACGCAAGUACGCAUUGAAGAGAAUUCACAAGCUCAAGGUGCAGGCCAAGGUGUUGAAGCAGUUGACAGCAGAGGUGGAGAUCUAUUUGAUGCUUGAUCAUCCUCACAUCGCUGCUCUGAGAGAUGUCUAUGAAAACGAUAGCGAGAUCGCAUUGCUCACGGAGUGCUGUGAGGGCGGUGAGCUCUACUCCCGCCUUUCCAGCAGCGGGACCUACGCAGAGCCAGAUGCGGCGGAGGCCACGAAUCAGAUGCUGCUGGCGGUGGGUUACCUGCACGCGCACCACGUGGUGCAUCGGGACUUGAAGUUGGAGAACUUCCUCUAUGAGACCACGGAGGCCAAUAGCUGCCUGAAGCUCAUCGACUUUGGCUUCGCCAAGAUUUGGGACCCCUCCACCCUGAUGAUGGCCUCCUGUGGUAGCAUUGCUUAUGUGAGCCCGGAUGUCCUCAAGGGAGAAGGCUACACCAGCAAGUGCGACCUUUGGAGCUUGGGGGUCAUCGUCUUCAUGCUCCUCGUGGGGUAUCCGCCUUUCCACGGCAGCGAGAAGGACAUGCGCACCAAUAUCCUGGCAGCAAGCGUUGACUGGAGCCACAAGAGCCGAUGGCGCAAGGUGUCGGAGGACGCGGUGGAUUUCGUGAAGUGCCUCCUGACGAGGGAACCUUCACAGCGCAUGGACGUCGCGGAGGCAUUGAGCCAUCGGUGGAUCAAAGCGCGGAACACCAAAGGCCGAAGACCCUCCUUGGACAAGGAGUGCCUCCGGUCGCUCCGGCACUACGCGGACACCAGCCGCGUGCGCCGGGCUGUGCUGCAGUUGUUGGCGCAGGAGCUGGCACCUGAGGAGACCAAAGACCUCAGAGACAUGUUCUUGAGCCUCGACUCCACCGGAGAGGGUACCAUCUCCCUGUCGGAGCUAAAGCAGGCCAUUCGCGGUGAGGAGGAGCCCGUCAGCGAGGCCAGUGGCAACUCCCCCAAGUCCCCCAAGACCCCGGCGGCGCGCCUGAGACGCGCCAAGUCCGAGGUCAUCGGCAGCCUCUUCGAGGUUCUAGACGCCAACGGUGACGAGCAAGUCUACUACUCGGACUUCUUGGCCGCCACCAUGGACGUCCGCAAGCAGAUCCGGCAGGAGGCGGUUUUGUCAGCCUUCAACCGCCUGGAUGCGGAUGGGUCCGGGUCCAUCAGCGCAGAGGACCUGAGAAAAGUGAUCGGGGAGACCUUCGAAGGCGUGAACGUGGAGCUUCUUGUGCGGGAAGCUGACGCGGCUUGCAAAGGAGAGCUCACCUUCCAGGACUUCCUGGGGCUGCUGGAGGCCACCGAUGCCUCGGUGUCCCCCAAGGCCCGGCAAAGAGCUGGCAUUCAGCCCUCUUUCUACCUACAGCCGCACGUGGUGCCCUGA
Messenger RNA from Effrenium voratum, 1644 nucleotides. The record is from the annotation of a GenBank genome assembly. NCBI's taxonomy places the organism in Eukaryota, Dinophyceae, Suessiales, Symbiodiniaceae.